This is a messenger RNA of Mytilus californianus (California mussel), 5647 nucleotides long. RefSeq lists its product as uncharacterized. Gene Ontology annotation, biological process: semaphorin-plexin signaling pathway; negative regulation of axon extension involved in axon guidance; neural crest cell migration. Gene Ontology annotation, molecular function: semaphorin receptor binding; chemorepellent activity. The transcript has 21 exons. NCBI's taxonomy places the organism in Eukaryota, Metazoa, Mollusca, Bivalvia, Mytilida, Mytilidae. The coding region runs from base 39 to 3194 and encodes 1051 amino acids. The record is from RefSeq and is a predicted model, not a curated record.
AUUGUUCAAACAUUACUUCCCGGUUCAAGCCGUUUAUAAUGGAGAAAAUGUGGAUUAUACUUUUCGUCGUUAUAAACAUUAAUAGCGUUUAUACUAAUACAGUUCACGAGUUCAUUGGUUCUACAGCUACUUUUAAAUGUCCGUAUAUUCAAGAAGGUAGCAGCAAAGUUGUGUGGAAAGGACCUUAUAAUGGUCAGACAGUCUAUUCACAUUCAAAUCAUCGGAAUACUUAUUUACCUAGUGACUUGUAUAAUCGUUUAUUCAUCAUAAGUAACAGCAGUAUUGGCAGAUUUGAUUUGAAAAUUGUUAAUUUACAAUACAGUGAUGAAGGAGAAUACAACUGUUCAGUACUUAACAAUGGAACGACGAACACACACUCGUUUAACUUAUCAUUACCUGCAUUACUUGAAUCAUCGUCGCUGUCUUAUUAUAGGUACUUAAAACUUGAUCCCAGUGCCAAGAAACUUAUUGUAGGUCAUAUGAAUUAUAUCAGUAUUGUAGACAUUUUAGAUAUUCCUCGAUUUCCAGUAAAAUCGACUUCUAUAGAGUUUCCAUCUGAUGCGGAUAAGCUUAAUUACUGCACCUUAUCGAAGGAAAAGAUACCAUAUUGCCAAAAUCACAUAAGAGUCCUUGAGUUUAGAACUGACGACAUAGUCAUAUUGUGCGGAACCAAUGCUGACUCACCAACUGGUUUUGAACUGAACAUCACAGAUAAUUCACAUAUUAGCUUAGGUCCUGUUCCAUGUGCAAAUGAUCCAUUUGAUAAUUUUACGACUACAUAUAUUAGAGAUCCUAAUCAGUAUGGCAAAGGAAUUAUGUAUUAUGGUGCCACGUUACAUACUGAAGCGACAAUAUCUAGACCAAUCUAUAAUAGUGGCGGGACGGUCAGUGAGUACCAAAAAGGUGUCAUCAGCUCUAACUGGAUGAAAGAUCCCCAAUUUGUCGGGUCUUUCUCCUUAAAAGAAUCAGUACUUUUCUUUUUCCGCGAAACGGCUACUGAAGUUGAUCCUUCUGAACACAAUAACAAAGUUUACUCGAGAGUUGCAAAGGUUUGUAAGUCUGAUAUUGGAGGAAAUUCAAUUUUAAGGAAUAAAUGGACAAGUUAUCAAAAAGCCAGACUCCAGUGUUUCACUGAAGGAAAUUCGCCAGUUUAUUUUGAUGACAUACAGGACAUUGUUGAAAAAGAUGGCGUUAUCUAUGGCCUGUUCACGACAAGAAUCAAGUCACCAGUCUCCGUUAUUUGUGCCUUUAACACCCUUGACAUUGAAGCUAUAUUUAAUGGGCCAUUUAAGACCCAGGUUACACCAAAUUCAUUUUGGACAGAGGCCAAAAAUAUACCACAACCAAGACCUGGUAGGUGUAUAAAUGAUUCUAUGGCUCAAAGUGAAGAUGUUCUUAACUUCAUUGCCAACCAUCCGCUAAUGUACGAAUCUGUUAAGCCUUUGUAUGGGAAGCCAAUCUUUGUCUUGUAUGAUCAUCUACAGAAAUUAGAACUACACAGAAAUAUGACGGAGAUUGUGUUUUAUGCAGGCUCAAGUAAUGGAAAGGUUUAUAAAUUAUUUUCGACAAACGAAAACACUUACGUGUCAAAUAUGUACUCACCGUUAGCAAAGAAUGAAGCCAUCUGGUCUUUAGUCAAUUUUGGAGACUUUCUACUAAUUGGAACAGACUAUUCAGUGCGACAAAUAAAUGUGAUAAACUGUGAACAGUACAUAAAGAUUGAUAACUGUAUAAAAGAUCCCCAUUGUGCCUGGAUGGGCACCGUAUGUCGUUCCAAAAAUUAUGUAUCUUUAAAUCCUGACAUCAAUGGUGUACCUAUAUAUACUUAUGACAACUUUAGUUUGACAGAUCGCAUCCCAUAUAUGUAUCUUCCUGAAAUUCCAAAAUGGUUACGUGUUAUCAAUACGUUUGAAACGAAACUUUUGAUUGAAUGGAUGUUUAGAUUCAGCGGAGACAAUUCACAGAUCUUUGUACUAGAAUUCAGAAAGUAUGAUGAAAUACAAUGGGCAAGUGUUCCAGUAAAUGAAACAGAUAUGCAAAGUGAUUUACAAAGUUUCGAACUGACUGGGCUAAAUAAGAGUCAAAUAUAUAACAUACGAAUGUGCACAGAGAACUCGUUUGGAAGAAGUCAACCCACAAAAAUACUUACUGUAUCAACAGGUUAUUUCAAUGACGAUAUAGUUGAAGGUCUUCCAGAUAGACCUUCAUGGUUACGUGUCACAAAAGUGUGGAAGACAAAGUUACAAAUUGAAUGGAAGCCUGGAAUACACGACGGAACCUAUCAAGUAUUUGUUUUGAAAUAUGCAACGAAUGUAGAAAUCCAAUGGACAUCAGUAAAAAUAAACCAACUGAACAUGUCGACCAAUCCACAAAAUAUUACACUAACAGGUCUGACUGAAUGUCAAAUAUAUACAUUGCACAUGUAUGCAGAAAAUGAUGUCGGCAAAAGUAAACCUACAGAAAAUAUCACUGCUUCAACAGAUUGUUCAGGUCCACCAGUAAAACUACAAAAUGUAAGAGUUAUACAAAUAUCCAAAACAAAGUGUUUGAUUGCAUGGAUCCAAGAAUUUAGAACUGAACAAAAUUUAACGUUCAUAUUGAAAUUCGUGAGGAAUGAUCACCCCGAGUGGCAAUUACUUAAAAUAAACCAAACUGAUACGAACAAUGAAAUACAAACUUUUGAACUGACAAAUCUGAAUGAAUGUGAGAAAUAUACGAUACAAAUGUCUGCAGAAAACUACAAAGGCGAAGGUCCACCUACAGAAAAUAUCACUGUCACAACAGACUGUUCACACACAGGUGCUAGUGAAGAUACCAACCAAUACGUAUUCUUUCUGAUUGCAAGUUUUAUAAUCUUGAUGGUAGUAAUACUAGUAUUAGUAGUAUACAACAAGAGAAAAUAUAUACACAGGAAGAUACAAAGAUAUGAUAUUAAGAAAACAUCCAGUUGUUCUUUGACCAUCAACGAAUGCAGUGAUGCAAACAGUGAAGACAGAGAAGAAGACAAAAUACGCUUCGACAAUGAGACACAAGAGAUGAAUACAAAAAGCAGUUGUUCUGAGGAAAAUAAGGAAAUUGUUGAACAAAACAGUGAACACAGAAGAACAUGUGAUGAACAGGGGACAAAAAGUAUCGACCAAACAACCAACAACCAUGACAAUGUGGCAUAUGAGGAUGAUAAAAAUAAAAUAUGAAAAAAAACUCAAAAUUAAUAUGCGAUAUUGAAGACUCUCAAGCUUAUAUUUUUCAUCUUUGAAAUCAGAUAACUACCACUAUGUCGAUAUAUUUGCUGGUGAACUGAAAGUAGCUAGGUACUUCGGUUUAAAAAAUACGAAUACCGUGUAUCGGGUAUUUUUCGUGUGUGUCUAAUUUUUGCUUGUUCGCGGCAGUUAUAGAAAAGGCGAAAAUUUGACCCCGCGUAAAUUUCACUGCAUAUUCACAGAUUUAUUAUUAUUUGAAAGUUUCAUUCAUUAUACUGUUGAUUAUCGAGUCUUUUGUGUUGUUCGGUAGAUCACAAUAAAGAGUAUACUUAAUUAAGAUCUCUGUUUAUACAGGGACAGUCUAUACUAACGGGACUCGUCUCUAUUGAUUUUAGUUAAAUAACUACGCCUCCCGUGUAAAGCAACCACCCAACAAUAAAAUUAGUUUCGUAUCUCUGAUAUACGAAGCUAGUAGAUAUUUUCGUAUUAUAAUUUAGUUUUUUUUUUAAAUCAUUCAAAUCUGAUUAAUAUAUAACCAUUUACCAUGACAAAAAAUAUAAGAUUUUAAAAGAAUGUUAAAUUAAUAAAAUUGAGAAAUCUCGUUUUGAAGAACACUCCAGCCGUGCAAAAGGGGGUACACAUUGAACAAGAUGGCGGCAACUCUAAUUUUACUAACAAAAUACCUGAAAGUUCAAAGGGCUAUAUUUUAAAAACUAUCAAAGAAAUCUUUUCAAAAACAUCAUUUUGCAAUGACAAAAUGUAUAAAAUUUUAUAAAAAUGUUAUUUCAUUAAACUUGAUCACAUUGUUGUGAAGAAUACUUCGAAAAAGUGAAAUGAUUUGCUAUGAAGUCACGUGACAUCAGCCACGGCACAUUUAUGUCUGCAUAUGUGUAUAGACAUGGUUAUAAGUGACCAGUCCCGUUAGUAUAGACUGUCCCUGGUUUAUAUAAUAAUUAAAAUGACUAAUCAUAUAUGGUACACCUUUUGACAACACAGCAAUCAGUGAAAGAUUAAAAGAUGUGAAUUAGCGACGAUCUAUUUAUUGGUGUCAUAACACGAACAUUUUGAAUCUGUUGUAAAAUUAAAAUAAAAAUAAAUCACAUUUACACGGAUAUUUGUUUACCUGUAAUGAUCAAUAGCUUCAAUUUUUUAGCACGCCCCAUGGUCUGUACCUAUUCUAUGUUCGAUGAAAGUUCACUGAAUUAUGUGUGUUUUUGUUUGUAGUACCCAUAUGUAUUUGCAAUAGAUUACCUGUCAGUCAAUCAAGUUUAUGUUGUUUACAUUUUUAAUAAUACGAUACAGUUAUUUUUUCGCGUGUUUUUUCCCAUUCAGCUAAAAUUAUACACAGUGAAAAUUUAACCUGCCCAUUUUGUCAUUAAAUCACGAAAAAAGCCGACGCGAAAAAAAUCCGAUAUACGGUAUUGUGUUAUUGAAAUAUGCUGAAUCGAAGAUACGAGAAUUAUAAUUGUGUACACUCGUUUCGUCUACAAAUGACUCACUAUUGACGGUCGAAUCAAAAGAGUUGGAAGCCCAAAUCAAACACGAAGUUGAAAAGCAUUAAAAUAUUCCAUACAAAUGUGGCAAAUAAUGCUAGGGCAAUCUUUACCUGGGGGUAGAACAAUCUUAGUGUUUUGAAUAAUGCAACAUUUUAUAAACAGUAAAUAUACAGAAAAAUUAACAUAUCAAUGACAUUUCAUGUCAAAACAAAUGUGCUGACUACUGGUCUGGUGAUACCCUCGGGGACGAAAUAUCAACCAGCAGUGGCAUCGACCCCAGUGGUGGUAAAAACGCAUUAAGAUGCCAAACUUUGAACAAUUAUACUGAUAAAACUUAGAAAAUCAUUUCAAAUUAAGAAAUGUAUCGCUCUUAACAAAUUGUAUAUAUAAAGGCAAUAGUAUACCGGUGUUCAAAAGUCAUAAAUCGAUUGAGAGAAAACAAAUCCGGAUUACAAACUAAAACCGAUGGAAACACAUCAACUAUAAGAUGAAAACAAAUGAACAACAGGAACACUGAAGUGCAACAAAAACAAACGCCAACAUACAUAGAAACGAACUAUUUGAUAACAACUGCCACAUUCCUGACUUGGUAUGUCUGCAAUGACCUAAUGGUAUCAGUACAAAUGUGUUAUACAUUUGUCCGGGUAAUUUAUCAAUGCUCUUCAACUUUGUACUUGUUUGGCUUUAUAACUAUUUUGAUAUGAGCGUCACUGGUGAGUCUUAAGUAGACGAAACGCGCGUCUGGCGUAUUAAAUUAUAAUCCUGGUACCUUUGAUAACUAUUAUGUCAGUUGCUAGACAUUAUGCAUAUCAUGACCUACUAAAACUACGGAAAUUAUAAAAAAUUUAUCGUUGGCAUUCAAAAAAGAUUUAAGUAAUUAUGUUUCUUAUGAAAAGUACUGUAAAGAUUGUCUAAGUCUUUUCUGUCUGAAGAUUUAAGGUAUCAACGUGA